UCGCUUUCUGGGCUUGGCGAGCAAGUUCAUGGGACGAUGACCCAAACCGAGAGAAAUUCAAAACAUCCAAGUACUGCAUUUGCGACGGACCAUACUUAAUCACUAGAAUUUGUAUAAUGGACUCAAUCCAUUCCGGAUGUGUUCCUGUAAUCUUGUAUGAUGAAUAUGAACUGCCAUUCAAUAACAUCCUUGACUGGAGAAAGUUUUCUGUAAUAAUCAAUAAGGAUAUUGCUCAUCUGGUAGAGCAGAUCCUUGAAUCCAUAUCAGAUUCCAAAUUCAUUGAACUGCAUCACAACACAGUCAAGGUUCAAAGGCACUUCGAGUGGAAUUCACCUUCAAGAAGAUAUGAUGCCUUCCAUAUGAUAAUGUACGAGCUCUGGUUGCGUCACCUAGUCCUAGCACAGGCUUCUUAUUAGUCCUGAACUUGUGUACAUUCCGAAACACAAAGAUGUGCACAACUUAGUAUCAGUUACAGUGACGAGCACAAAUAUACCAUUUUCUUUACCAGAUCAAGUUCGAAGUUAAGGAAUAUGUGUUACUAGCAAGAAUUUGUUCCAUUCUUUGUUCAUUUUUGUUUUUGACGGC
Messenger RNA from Tripterygium wilfordii, 585 nucleotides. Its product is annotated as probable glycosyltransferase At3g42180. Gene Ontology annotation, molecular function: glycosyltransferase activity. NCBI's taxonomy places the organism in Eukaryota, Viridiplantae, Streptophyta, Magnoliopsida, Celastrales, Celastraceae. The transcript has 3 exons. The coding region runs from base 117 to 416 and encodes 99 amino acids. The record is from RefSeq and is a predicted model, not a curated record.